AUGAUUGCUUUCGUUUGUCUGAUUAUUAUAUCAAUCGUUUGGUAUGGAGAAUGCCUUAGCAAUAUACCUUUGGCAUCAUAUAAUUUAAAGCUUUACUGCCGUAAUGGUCAAUCACAUAUUCCGGAAACACGAGUUCCAUCCUUAUGUCCAUCAUCCAGCACUUCGUGCGGUUAUUUCGAAUUCGGAAAAAUAUUUUUGCCAGGAGAUAAGGAAGAACUGUUAGCAUUCUAUGAAUGUAUCGAUUCCAGUAUUCUUAUUACUGAUAAUGAUGAUAAUGAUGAGCUAAAACAGUUAUUAUUUUCGAAAUAUUGUGAUGAUCAGGCACGUUGUCGAGAAAUAAUGCUUUCUUCAUUCAAUCCUAAAUUUAUUCAAUAUUUAAUUGAACAAAGUGAUGAUAGAUAUUUGAAUAAGAGAAAUGAUGAUAAAUUACAACGAUUAUUGACAAAGAGAAUAAAAUUUUGUUGCGCUAUCAAUGAUUAUCUUCUUCAGAAAAUUAUUCAUUCUAAUGAAAAUGUUCUUCCAACAUUAGCACCUGCUGAACCAGUCAUCUGCAAUAAUGUUUACUGUCAAGGUGCGCCAAUUGGAUGUCUCAGUUACACGGAAUACAAUCAAACGAAACAAUCAGAAGGAGUCGAGAAUGAGGACGAGAACGAGAACGAGAACGAGAACGAGAGGGAUGUCAUAUUUGUACAACCUGUACAUAUCAAUUAUGAAGACUAUACAAUGAUUUCAUCUCAAUCUAUAAAUAAUAAAUAUAUGAUGAAGUAUAUAACCGAAUAUCAUUGUGUUUAUCGACAUUUUAACGAUGAAUUAUAUCGAUACUGCUUGCUGAUAAAUGAUCAGCCAUCUAGUGAUAAUCAUUGCUUUUAUGGUGAUGGUUAUCACAUAUGUUGUUGUUUUCUUCAAAGAGGAGCUCGAACUUGUGAUCCGUUAUCAGCAAAAAUAAUCGCGAAAACAUCGACAGAAAUUUCUGAAAUUAUUCCCAAUAAAUCGACAAUAUCUUUGCAUGCAUUUAAUACAAAUAUUAAAACUAAACUUCGUACUAAGUUUGUUCUUUUUUUUUUUUUGAAAUUGGAUUUUUUUUUUACUUUCUUAUUAACUGAAAUGCAAAAUAAAUUUAAAUUACACAUUUUAAUUUAUUUUUUUUAA
This is a messenger RNA of Brugia malayi, 1149 nucleotides long. RefSeq lists its product as uncharacterized. The transcript has 6 exons. The record is from RefSeq and is a predicted model, not a curated record. The coding region runs from base 1 to 1149 and encodes 382 amino acids. Lineage: Eukaryota; Metazoa; Nematoda; Chromadorea; Rhabditida; Onchocercidae.